GAGAGCGCCGGUGAAAGGCGGCCCCUCGGUCGGCCGCGGCUUUAGGAAUGGCCUCAAGUGUAGGCGGUGGCGGCGUCGGAGACGGGCUGGACUGAUCUGUGGAGCCGCGAAGGGCCCGCCUUGACCAAGGGACGUAACGAACACUGCGGGCAGUGUUUGAAGAUGGCCCUGAACAAUAUGUCCCUGUCCGCCGGCGAUCAAAGGACUAGGGUGGCCUACCGCGCGUCCCACGGCGACCUCAGCCCGUCGGCGGCCUUAGCGCUGGCGAUGGUCUCCGGAGACAGCUUCCUCGUUGCCAGGCCCGAGGCUGUCCUUCCAGGACCCACUCCUCGGCAGGCCGUGCGGCCAAACGUUCGUACCCGCUUUAUAAAGGGAAGGGAACCUGAUGGACGGAACCGGAGCCGCCAGACCAGAUUCUCACCGUAUCCGACCCCCGGGGUUAAACUGGAUCUCCUGAGGAACUUGCUGCAAGAGCGGCUGGUUGCCAUUGGAAGUGUUAUCGCAGCCCGGCUGUCGGCUUAAUACCUCCCUCUGCCCCUCUAUUCGCUCAUUAACAAGGCCUCUCUAAAAUCCUUCCUUGGUGGCCUCGGCAGUCUUAUUUUCAGAGGGAUGAAUUUUCAUUUUAGUAUAAAAACAUGUAGGAGUCCUGUUAAUAUGGCUUAGUAGGGAGGAAACGUACUUACUGCUGCAUUCCGAUGGUUUGAGGCAGCCAGAAUAAUUAGAUCAGGAAGGAGGUAGAAGAGAUUUUCUUCUUAGUUACAAAGCUGAGCCACCCUCCCCAGAGGCCAGCAAUCAUUUUUCACCCUUUGUGCACGCCAUCCCGACAAUGAACCCAAAUUCUGCUUUCCACAAAUCUUCCGUCCCACCCUGGCAGAUUCUCCUACUUUUGAGACUUGCGAUUGAAGCUUGCUUAACUCUCUACCCCAGACUAUUGCCGUUACGUUUACUUUUGUUGGUGAAAAUGAAAUGCUGCCUUUUACUCCCCUGGCAUAUUCUUCCACAGGGCCCAAGGCAACCCUUUUCCAUCUCCCUCCACUUUUUCUUCAGGAAUGUCUACAAACUCCAGUCUCAGUCACACUAAAAACAAAAGCAAACCUAAACUUUGCUGCUUUUUCGUAUUAUUAAACCAGUUUCUUUUUUUGCCAAAGUCUCCAAAUGAGUUUUUACAUUUCCGUUUGUCAUUUUAUUAUUAGUGUUCAGUCCCGGUUUCCUUAAUCUAAGUCUGUUGUCCCGAAAUAACAAUGCUGGGUAACUUAGGCUCACAGUCUCCUGUUAGGAAGCUGUUCAUCAAUUCACUAUAGCAGCUUCCUCAGACGUUCUUGUUUAUUUUUACUCAUUCAACCAUUCAACAGUAUUUGAAGAUCUUCCCAGUGGUGAGCACUGUGGAUAAACUACAGUCAAGGAAUGUAUUCUAGAUAGGGAGGCUAAGAAGUCAAUAGGUAAUCACCACACUGGACUGUUUUUUAGGUGCAGUGAUAACAAUACCCUAGGUUGCAAUGGCUUUCCAUACUACUGUACUAUCCUGGUUCUUCUCUUACCUGGCUGAUCACUCUUUAUUUUCUGAUACUUUUAUUCUCUUAACCGUAUAUUUCCUAAGGUUUAAAGGGCGGUAUUGGGAGAAAGUUAGUGGGUUCUUUAAGUGCCAACUCUAUGUAAGCAGGUAGACGAGGUGUUUCUCAGUGGACUCUUGUGUAUAAUUAUGACCAGAUAAAGCAAAAUUAUCACACACCACACAGUACGGAAUUGUUAGAACCACAUUUGAAGAAGAAUGUUGGCAAAUCAGAGAGCUUCCAUAAGAGAGUGAUUAAUAUGGUGAGAGAUCUGGAAUGAGGUCAUAGAAAAAAUGGUUGAAAGGAUAAUAACAGCUAUUUUUUUUUUGAGUGCUAUGUGUAAGGCAAUGUUGUAGAGGCUUUUAUUCAUUAUUUAUUCAGAUAUUUAUUGAGAACUUAUACUGUGCCUGAUGUGACCUGUAUUAGGCUUUUAUUUAUUUUUUUUAAAGAUUUUAUUUAUUUGACAGAGAUAGAGAUAGCGAGCGAGAGGGAACACAAGCAGAGGGAGUGGGAGAGGAAGAAGCAGGCUCAUAGUGGAGGAGCCUGAUGUGGGGCUCGAUCCCAUAACGCCGGGAUCACGCCCUGAGCUGAAGGCAGACACUUUAACCGCUGUGCCACCCAGGCGCCCCGUAUUAGGCUUUUAGAAUAAAGUGAACAAGAUCAAUAAUAUCUCUGCUUUGGUGGGGCUUUAUAUAUGUCAUUUAAUUCUCACAAUGGCCCAUAAAGGAGAUAUCAUAUUUCAUUUUACUGCUCAGAAACGAAGGCACAAAGAGAUGAAGUAAAGUUUCCAAGGCGAUACAGCUAGUCAAUGAUAGAGCCUUGCAGCCUUGCAACCCAGUCUCCUCAUUUGAACCAUGCCAAACAAAAAGUUAUUUGAGCAACUAUUUUGUCAAUUCUCCCAAGGAUAGCGUCUAUCUACUACUCUUCUACUUAUCUAAAAGGUUAAUUCUUGAUAUACGAUGGAUGCCUUAGACUGGACAUUACAAAACCUGUAGUUGAGAAAGGAAUCCCAAACCUAUGUGUUACGAGUUUUAGACUGGGAAUAAUAAAUAAAUUAAGGCUGAAGGUAAGAAGUGUUUUCAUAAAACUGAGAGAUGCCUAAUAGUGAAAAAUAACACCUCACAAGGUAAGAUAAGUUAAGUAAAAAGUUCAGAGAGGCUGAAUACUAUCAAGUAUGAAAUAGGAUUAUAUGUCUUCGUAGAUCUUCCCCCAUUUAACCGAUAAUUCUGUACUUUAAAAAAUAAACUUGUUCGGCUCAGGUCAUGAUCCCCGUGUCUUGGGAUCGAGUCCCACAUCCGGCUCCUUGCUCAGCGGGGAGCCUGCUUCUCCCUCUGCCUGCUCUG
This is a messenger RNA of Ailuropoda melanoleuca (giant panda), 2893 nucleotides long. It is a transcript of the gene C8H11orf71, whose product is annotated as chromosome 8 C11orf71 homolog. The record is from RefSeq and is a predicted model, not a curated record. Bases 163 to 522 code for a protein of 119 amino acids. Lineage: Eukaryota; Metazoa; Chordata; Mammalia; Carnivora; Ursidae. The transcript is spliced from 2 exons.